Zymoseptoria tritici IPO323 is the source of this 663-nucleotide messenger RNA. RefSeq lists its product as uncharacterized. The transcript is spliced from 3 exons. Lineage: Eukaryota; Fungi; Ascomycota; Dothideomycetes; Mycosphaerellales; Mycosphaerellaceae. The coding region runs from base 1 to 663 and encodes 220 amino acids. Gene Ontology annotation, molecular function: protein binding. The record is from RefSeq and is a predicted model, not a curated record.
AUGUCCGAAGUUACUUUCGCCAAACAGUUCCUCGCGACUCUGGACAAGCGACCCAUCAAACUGCCCGCCGACCACAUUAGCGAUCCCAGGCAGUAUCCUAAUCAGAGUCCUUCCAUCCUCCCUCGUGCGACUCACCCUUUCCCGCGUAAGACUGGACCAACAGCCACUCAAACCGCCGCCACGACCUCCCUCACAGUCACCCUCAAACCCAUGCGUGGCCCAGCAAGUGACAGUCUGAGCCUAACGAAUAUCUCUCUCACCUCCACAAUCUACGACAUCAAGACCCUGUACGCACAAAAGACCGGUCUGCAAGCCGAGAAGGUCAAGCUGUUACUUAACAAGAAACCAGCGGCGGACCUCAAGACGUUGAAAGAUCUCGGCGUGACAGACAGCGUGAAAGAUGUAGAGUUGAGUGUAAUGGUCAUGGGAGGAGGCGGUGCAGCAGGUGGAAGUACAGCGGGAACACCCCGCGACCAGAGCCCUAAAGCGGCAGUCGCAGCAGAAUCGCAAGCUGCGCCGAAGAAGGAGGGUGAUGGUGCUGACGAGAUUCUGGCAACGGAGGAGUUCUGGGACGACCUAAAGGGAUUCUUGUCGCAGAGGCUGAGGAAUGAAGAGGUGGGUGCAAAGUUGAGUCAAACUUUCAGGGCGGCUUGGAAGAAGUGA